Molecule: messenger RNA, 4376 nt
Organism: Cyclopterus lumpus (lumpfish)
Lineage: Eukaryota; Metazoa; Chordata; Actinopteri; Perciformes; Cyclopteridae
Product: coiled-coil domain-containing protein 136-like
Exons: 12
Coding region: 910-1638 (242 amino acids)
Biological process (GO): single fertilization; acrosome assembly
Cellular component (GO): acrosomal membrane
Source: RefSeq, a predicted model, not a curated record
UGUGUGUGUUAAGGAGACUGAAGGACGACAUCAAGUUGAAAGAUGCCACCUAGCUGAGUCUCGUUGUCUAUGGAUUAUAGCAGCCUGAGGAAAAGCUGAGCAGAGUCCCACCAAAGUGAAAGAGCUGCUUGUGAGAGGACAUCGAUUCCCUGAGCGAUCACUUGCUGUUUAUCACAGGUGUCGGCUUGUUUAAUGGGAGCAUGUGUGUGACUGUAUUGUGUGUGUGUGUGUGUGUACAUCUGUGUUCACUUCCUGCUCUCUGACAGUGCUGUACUCCUCCAACUGGGCCAGCGAACGGUUAAGCCUGGCCCACCUUUCCCCUGUCUCUCUCUCUACGCCGGCAUAUUUUCAGACUCUUUCACGGCUCUUUCAAGUAGGCCCACACUGAACCGAAGUUGCUAGAUGUGAUAGCGACUGAGAAAGAAAGAGCUCCUCCCCUCUUCCCUCUCGGCAUCUCUCCCACGCUCCAGAGCUCAGCCUUCAGCUCCCCGGAUCCUCCCCAAAUUCUCCCGAGCUGAGGUGGGCGCGUGGAGCCUCUGACCCUCUCUCGCCCACUCUCCUCGGUCUCUCCCUCUUCGCUGCAGCUACAGGGGGCUAUGGAUGGACUGCGUUUACCUCCACUCAUCGAGGAGGCUUUGGACUCUACAGACGACCCGUGCGAUCUGAAAGCAGAGUGCAGCCCCACCAUGGACAACGACAUCACCGCGAAGGAGAGAGGCGUGCUGGAGGAGAACAAUGAGAAAGAGACGAUGGACCACGAGAGAGCUCAGGAGGAAGAGGGGGAAGAGAGGAAGCUGAAGGAGAAGGAAGGCGAGGAGAAGAUGAGAACGAGCGGGAGCCGCUGACAGAGGAGCAGGAGCUGGAGGAGCUGAGGGCCCAGGUGCUGCAGCUGCUGCUGGAGGCUGGACGAUGCCAGAGAGACCUCCAACAAACAACCAGGAGAGCUUCCACGAGCUGCAAGAUCUGUUGGAGGACGAGCGUCUGGCAAGUGCCCAUCAAGCUGAAGCCUUCACGCGACAGAUCCAGAAUCUACAAGCCCAGCUGCGUUCUGUGCAGGAGGAGAUGGACAGCCUGGAGGAGGAGAAGGAGAGCGAGCUGGCCGAGGCCCAGGAGGAGCUGCGUGUCGCUCAGGAGGAGGUGCUCCUGCUCCAACAGACGGCAGAGGAGGCAGCGGCAGAAAGGGAGAACGACAUCGCCUCGCUGCAGGAGGAGCUGUGCCGCCGGCGGGUCGAGCUGCAGCACCUCAGCGAGGAGACCCAGGAGUACGAGCUGGAGAUCACCACGCUGAGGGCCGAGAUCAGCAUGAAGAGCCAGCGCAGGGAGGCCGAGAGGAGAGAGGGUGACGUGGACCUGCUGAAGGAGGAGUGCCGUACGCUGAGGGAGGAGUGUCAGACCCUGAAGGAGGACAACAGACGUCUCUCUGAGAGGCUGCAGCUGCUGCAGAGACAGCGGACAUGCUCCAGUGUCUACCUGUCACUGAAAGAGGAAGACGUAGAGGAAGGCACAGAGGGGAAGGAGAUGCAGACUGGCUCGGAUGAGGUCAUGACAGAGAGUUACAUGACCAUGGCCAAGUCUGGGAACUGUCGCCUGGUGGACGCCUCCAUCCAGAAGAAUAUUUCAUUUGAUGGAAGCCCAUGACAUCAACCGGCUGGAACGGAGGCAUCGGGGAGAUUUUCUCCCUGAGGGAGCAGCUCAAACAGGCAGAGGAGAAGGCCUCACAGGUUCAGAGGGAGUGUACCGGUCUGAAGGUGGAGCUGCAGGAGCUACAGGUACUGUAUGACAGCAGUCAGAAGGAAGAGCAGAGCUGGAGGAGGAGCUGCAGUGCUGCAAGGCAGAGCUGGAGAAGCUGUCAGGGGGGGCUCAGAGAUUCAUCCAUCCGUCUGAGCACCCUGUUCUCUCCAUCCCCUUCAUAGGAAUGAUUGUAAUAUUGGCUGUGGUCUGGUGCUGGUUGUCGGAGCUGGUGUCCCAGAGGGCAAGGGGAGUGAGGUAGGUUGGAACUCCAUUUUGACGAUCACUGCAGCCGCAGCGGUUCUCCUGAUGAUGACGAGCUUGUUGAGAGCUCUCGUCCGAUGUUGAUUGGAUGGGCAACAACUGCACAGGGACAGAGGUCUGCUUCAUUCAGACUUAGCUCUCGUUCUUCUCCUGCCAUGUCUACAGACUGGACUGUAAUCCUCUAAAUGUGCUCGGGCUGACAGCUGUGUGGUGGAAAAUGUAUGGAAAAGUAUUCCGCUGAUGAGAAGGUACUCCACGCACCGGGAACGACUGCGCUCAGUCUCAUCGGAGACUGAAGACGAGCAUGACUUGAUCUGCAGAGAGCCCACAUGAGGACUGAUUCCACUCCACUAAAUGUAUGCUAGUGCUGUGUCACUCCUCCUCUGUGUCCGUGAAUGUCAUUUUUUCUCUCUUUUAGCAAACGAUGUGAUUAAAAAAAGAAAAAGAAAAAAAGAAUUACGGUUUUAAUUAUUAACGUGCGCCUAAUAGUUUUCAAUUUAUUUAACCAUUAUUUAUUUAUUUGUUUGUUGAAGUACUGUUCAUAGUUGUCUCUGAAUAAUAUUGACAAACAUGGAGUCUGGACAUGUAACGCACUGAAAUGUACACAUGCCCUUUAAAUGUAAAUGUUUUUUUUGUCAAAUAAGUUGACUAUUCAUUAUUUGUUGCUUUCCCCCCAAAAUACUGAAAGCAAAACAUUCUACAAAACUGGAAUUAAAUGUCAAAAGAUUUCCACGAAUGAACAUCAUCUUAGCAUUACCUGCUGCCGCUGUAUAACUGAACCCACACAUGGAAUAUGUUAAGCACCAAUGAUAUGCUAUUGCAACCAAAGCCAGCUUGUAAGGCUUAUUUUAAACCCCCAGUUGGUGGAGCCAACUCUUCUUCACAGUGUGCAGGCUUCCGCCCGCCUUACAAUGAAUUGUCUUGUGUCUGUCUCUGAAAUCAAACAACUCCCACUUUCCUCAUUAAUUAUCAUGUUGGGUCCCGAUGCCAGAAGUCUGUGCAGUAUUUCUGAUUCAUCUUACCUGCCCACAGCUCACUUUGAAAUUCAGAAAUCUUACACCCACAGCGACGUCGUUACACACACACACACACACACACACACACACACACACACACACACACACACGCGCGCACGUUAUGGUUUGCUGAAGGUUUUGUGACAGUGGGUGCUCGGAAAAGAUAUCUCAGCAACUUUGGGGGCCAAAACCGAUCAAGCGAUGGGAUUAUGUUUUAUGUCUUAACAUUUCCAGUGUGCAGAAAUAAGCUUUUGUUUCCUCUCCAUCAGGAUUUAAAAUGGCUAGCGUCGUAGUAUUUGUUGUUUAGAUUUAUGGUGAUCGCAGGUUGUUCCAGGUACUACAAGUGUGAGCAUGUCGACUGCCAGCGCUUCCUUGUUUACUGACUUUAUGUAACAAGCUGCAGAUCUGAUAACACCGGUUGACAUCCGGUCACACUUACGUUGAAACACUGAUGCAUCUGAAGUGAAGGUUCAGGGUUUAUUAGUUGUGAGGGCAUUUUAGAAAUUGAUAUGGUUCCAAAAUGUGUAAAUAGGAAGGUGUCAGAAAAGAUUUAGCAUUAAUUACAAAAAAAUAUAUAUAUGUAUCUGUGGAAGGAUUAAUGUUUACAUUUGUGAAACGUAUUUUUCUUUUGUGUGAAAACAUUUUAGAACUGAAAGAAGCAUGUCAGAAAACAUAUAGAAGCACAGUAUAUAAUUUGCGUUGAUUAUGUUAUUAUUAUUAUGUUUGUAUUUCAUGUAAAUAGUUGACAUAUAGUACUAUGGAAGAGAUGUUUCUUAAAUCCAUUUGUACUAGCUUUGUAGAAAGUCUAUUCUAUUUUGACAGAGCAUCGUAUAUUUGAUAGCCAAAUGAUAUGCCGUGGACAUGUUUAUUUAUGGUGACAUUACUCACAAGAACUGCUAGCAUUGCGAAUACUUUUCAGUACCUCUGUGUUUCGAAGGUGGCGUUGUCAUUGCAUGCAUUUAUGAAUUGCAUUUGACUAGUUGCUAUGAGCAAUACGACUCAUUAAUUUAAGAAAUUAAUUUCUGAAACAUUUAUUAUUAAACAACCUUUAUAAGCAAUGCCUGCCCUGUUAUGUCUGUAUCUGAAAACAUACUUAGGAAAUCCUGUGCCGCUGGACUGUUGUUGCCUAUUACCAAAAUGAUUAGUUUGCAAUAGAAAUUAGAUUACCAUUGACCACAAUGGUACAUAUGACUCCUCUGAUUUUCAUUAUUCUUCCCUAUUUCAUGACUGUCAACGACAUCAUAGUUCCACAAGCUUCUAUAUUGCUCAGUGUUUCUCAGCUUGUUGUUGCUCGUUGCUUGUUUUCAAUAUAGUUGUGGCUAUUUUGUUACCUGGAGGUCUAUUUUGUACUGCAAAUGACUUGAGAAA